ACCCCCUGUAAACAACCCAAGUGAAGUGCAGUGUUGACGUGUGUGGCUCGAUUACGGAUAUACCACGACAACCGCUUGCGAGCACGCUAAAAUGCAUUAGAUUCAGCCUAAUUGCAAAUCAUUAUAUUAUUAUAAGUUAUACAUGCUGUGCAAGCGUGGGAUGGUUGGUCUGAAAAUAGCAUAACAUUAGCAAAUAACGCGUAACACAAGUCAAUGUUACGUCACGUGGUGUGAGUAGGGCGGCCAUCUUUCUCUGAAAACACAAACAACAAGAGUAAGGAGCAGACUUCUCGACUGGACAUCAACACGCAGCGACCGUAGGAGAGGGGGUAAACAAAUCAAACAUUGAAUACGACUUCAUGAGAGUAUCAGUACCAUUCUGUUGGAGGACGAUGUUUACAGAAAGAGAAAGGAAACCAAUGCAUAUGAAUUAAAACCGAAGAUUGUACACAACAAAACGUAUUUAAAAAUAAAUAAACGACAUUAAUUCAAAGCAGUUUGAAAGGAGGUGGACAGGAAUCAAAGGUGUCGUCACCUAGAGGGUCAGUCAAGCCACGUUUCAGUCGGAGAGGAAACGACAGGAGAGAAAAGCAGGAGAGGGAGAGUCGCGUCUGCUCCUGGCAGCUGUUCCAGCAGCCUGUUCUGUUUUCCCCUGCGUUUUGAUUUAAAUCGCGAUUAAUCUUUUUUUUUUUUUUUUUUUGUCAAAUGUGAUAUUACUGCUGUUGUCGUAAUCAUUAUUGUUACUAUCGAGUAUUUUAUUUUGUUUGUUUCGUCAACUCGUUUUCGGGUUAUUCCAGUUUCUUGUUUUUACGACUUUUUUUUCCAGUUGUGAGCAGAGGCUUCUUCCAAACUGUCCUCAUAUCCAUACCAGUACUCUAUCCCCUAUACACACCUGAAACAGGCAGCUAUUCUCUAUCUCUGUGUGUGUUGGGGAGCUCUGUUACCACAGCUGUGUAAGCACCACUCAGCCUUCUCACUCAGCCUUCUAAGCCAGUCCAAGCCUGGUCCAGCGACGUCCAGCCUGGUCCACUCUUCUGGACAGGAUACUCAGCUCUGUAAAGACGCGAGGAAUAUGACUGCUGAGACACUUAACUUCGGCCCAGAAUGGCUCCGUGCACUAUCCAGUGGGGGGAGUGUGACGUCCCCCCCUCCUUCCCCCGCCAUGCCAAAGUACAAGCUGGCCGAGUAUCGCUACGGCCGAGAGGAGAUGUUAGCACUUUAUAUCAAAGAGAACAAGGCCCCAGAGGACAUGCAGGAUAAGGAGUUUGCUGCUAUUCUGCAAGAUGAGCCCAUGCAGCCGCUGGCACUGGAGCCUCUCACUGAGGAGGAGCAGAGGAACUUCUCCAUGUCUGUGAACAGCGUGGCUGUGAUGAGGCUCAUGGGUAAAGGAGGUGGAGUCGCCCCUGCGGGCAUGGCCCGAGGCAGAGGCACCACACGUGGAGGAGGCCGAGGGCGAGGCCGAGGAGAGAGUGGAGGAUUCUACCAAAGAAGUAUUGAGGAGGGAGAGGUGGGCUUCGGCCGCGGAGCCAGAGAGAUCUAUCGCAGCCAGAGCUGGGAUGACCGGGGCGAGAGGCGUUUUGAGAAGCCUGCGCGUGCCAGGGAGGGGGUACGUGUUGGAUUAGAGGAGGUGACGGGUGUACCUGUGCCGGGGGUGCCGAGGAAGGACUACACACGGUCUGACAGUGAGAACUGGCGUACCCUCAGAGAGGAGCAGGAGGAAGAGGAAAGGGCCGACCCAGGAGGCAGCUGGAGACUGGCCGCCGCACGUAGAUUAGAUGACGGAGGCCCAAGGUCUGCAGGCUGGCGGGAGCACGACGGUCCAGUUGAGGGGCGUCGCAGGAAGUUUGAGUUUGACUUCGGCGGAGGUCGCAGGCGGGCCGGGAGCGAAGGGUUAGAUGACGACAGAGACGGACUGCCUGAGUGGUGCACUGAUGAAGAGGACGGAGAAAUGGGCACCUUCGACGCAUCCGGCGCUUUCCUUCCCCUAUCCAAGGAUGAGGAGUUUGACUUCCAGGGGAUAGAGGAGGAGGAAGAGAGCCUGUCUGGCAUGGAGAGGAUCAUGAAUGGAGGACAGAGAGUUGACGUCAAGGAAUCUGCCAGUGACGGGGAGGUGAAGAACAGAACCAGUCCCCCCUUCUCCUCUGCCCCUCCAGCCCUGGGCCUCAACCCCCCCAUGCCCCAGCUCUCCCUCACAGUGGCUGAGCUGGAGGCCUCUCAGAUGGCCAACAGCCACCCUCUUCCUGCUCCCCUCCCUGCUCCUGCUCCUCUCGCUGUUCCUGUCCCUGCCAAGGCCAGCAAGAUGCCAAGUGAAGUAGUUCCUGAAGGAUCACCAGUAGAGGACUCCACCACCCAGCAGAGCCCCAGCACCUCCUCCAGUCUGCCUUCCCCCCCUCCCUCCGCCUCCUCCUCCUCCUCUGCUGCUACCCACCUCCCCCUGCCACCAGGGGGUGACACCGAGGAUGACGAGGGCAUGAAGCACCUGCAACAGGAGGCAGAGAAGAUGGUGGCGUCCCUGCAGGACACAUCUCUAGAGGAGGAGUGUUUUACCCAGACGCUGCAGGAGAGCAGAAACACAGCCUCUGCACUGCCCCUCUCCCACGACGCUGCCAUGAAGUGGUUCUACAAGGACCCCCAGGCAGAGAUCCAGGGUCCGUUCACCACCCUGGAGAUGUACGAGUGGUUCCAGGCGGGCUACUUCUCCAUGUCUCUGCUGGUGAAGAGGGGCUGCGACGAGGGCUUCCAGCCGCUGGGCGACGUCAUCAAGAUGUGGGGGCGUGUGCCUUUCGCCCCCGGGCCCUCCCCACCGCCCCUGCUGGUGAGACCUCCACCACCGCGCCCGCAGCCGCUGCCACCCCGGGGUCCUGCUGGUAACAUGGAUCAGGACCGUCUGAAGAAGCAGCAGCAACAGGACUUGGCAGCAGCUGCUCUCUAUCAGCAGCUCCAGCAGCAGCAGCAGCUAUUCCAGCUCAUCAACAGGUGUGGAGAACAGGGUAUGAUGCCUUCAGUGAACAGGUCGAUGUCAGUGCCAGAUACAGGGUCCAUGUGGGACAUGCAUACCUCAGCUUCACAGCAAUCAGGCGGUGAAGCCAGUUUAUGGGACUUAACAAUGAAUUCUUCAACUCAGGGUCCAACACUCGAACAGCUUCAGAAGCUCCAGCAGGAGAGGAGGGAGGCUGAACUCAGGACGAAGCGCGAAGAGGAGGAGCAGCGCAAGAGGAGAGAGGAGAAAAGGAGGCAGCAGGAGGAGCAGAAGAGGAGGGAGGAGGAGGAGAUUUUCAGACGCAAACAGUGUCGCCAGCAGCAGGAGCUGAUCAUGAAGCUGCUCCAGCAGGCCCCUCAGCAGGGCUCAGGCUCCGGGGUGGGGUCUGGCUGGGGCACUGGGGGCCUCAACAAGCCAGGGGCCAAGGGCCUCAGUCUGCUGGACAUGCAGGAAGCCGAGAGGCUUCUCAAACAGCAGCAGAGAGCCCAGCAGCAACAGAGGGAACGCCAUCAAGGCAUGUCCAUGGGUCAGUGGGGGGACGGAGGUGCUGUCCCAGGGGGCCUGUGGGGAGGCGGAGGGGGGAUGGAGGGUAAGGCUGGAGGCGGAGGGGCCAUGGGUCUGUGGGAGGAGGCGGUGAAGAACCAGUCCAGAGGUGGCAGCAUGCAGGGUCUGAAGAACAGCCGCAGCAGCCCCUCACUCAGUGAGCAGUAUAUGUUAAGUCGUAGGAAGCAGCGUACGGAUGAGGAGGACAAGCUGCUGAAGCUGCUGCAGGGCAUCAAGACGCCUCAGGACGGGUUCACCACCUGGUGUGAACAGAUGCUGCAUGCCCUCAACACCCAAGCCAACAACACCUCCUCCCCACUGGAUGUGUCCACCAUCGUGGCAUACCUGAAGGAGGUAGAAUCUCCCUACGAGGUGUUAGACUUUAUCUGCUCCUACCUGGGAGACACCAUGGAAGCCAAAGAGUUCGCCAAGCAGUUCCUGGAGCGCCGUGCCAAACAGAAACAGAACCAGAAGAGGCAGCAGGAGCAGCUAUCAAAGGAAGUAGCAGGGCUGACCAUGAACAACUUCCCUCUGCAGGACUCCAUGCGGGGCGUGAACCCCAGCGCACUGCAGUCUAUGUUCCAGGCGGCCCACAUGGCUAAGGGAGGGAUGUACGAUGCCCAGGGGGGCAUGAAGAAGAAGAAACAGCCCGUGAUGCUGCAGUCUGACCCCAGCAUCCUAGGCUAUUCGUUCCACAACGCGGGUGAGCGUCUGAGCCUAAAUGAGAUGGAGAUGGUGGAGGAUUACUGAUCCAGAUCUGAUCAGCAGCGGCAAUAGCUACUACCUGAGGCCUUCUGUCUACUAAUCAGACAAACCUGAUGACGAAUGUGCACUGCUAGGGGAUUGGGGGCUCAUAUGGGGACAGGAA
Oncorhynchus keta (chum salmon) is the source of this 4391-nucleotide messenger RNA. RefSeq names its product GRB10 interacting GYF protein 1a (gene gigyf1a). Bases 1073 to 4273 code for a protein of 1066 amino acids. Gene Ontology annotation, biological process: insulin-like growth factor receptor signaling pathway. Gene Ontology annotation, molecular function: protein binding. The transcript is spliced from 25 exons. The record is from RefSeq and is a predicted model, not a curated record. NCBI's taxonomy places the organism in Eukaryota, Metazoa, Chordata, Actinopteri, Salmoniformes, Salmonidae.